AUGGGAAGCAUCGGCGCGUAUACACCUAGGCAUGUUGAUACGGAGCUCUGCUUCUGGAGACGUCCGGAUACCGGCAGGAGUGUUCAGAUCGACUUUACCAAGGGCAAGCCCGAGGACAAUGUCAAACAGAUGCACGUCCUUGACGAGACACACAGCGUGCAAGUGCAGGAUAUCCGAGAUGAAUCGUCAUACACACUCGACAAGAGCGGCUUCGUGUAUUUAUCGCACGAGAUACCCGAGCUGGACAGAGUCUCAGACGGAGAGUUUGUCCGGGACAGCAUCAUUCCAAAGACAGAAGAGCUAGUUCGUAACGUCACCGGCGCGACUAGGACAAUCACAUUCGCACACCGGGUGCGAUGCCUCGCAUCAGAUCCAUCCAUGCUCGCCGAUAACCGGAGCCCAGCACACAGUGUCCAUUCAGACUUCACACCUGCGGGUGCACUCCACCAGCUCGAGACUAUCGUUCCAGACGAGAAGGAGCGCAACCGUCUCCUCGCAGGCCGCGUGUUGGUCAUUAAUGUCUGGCGGCCAUUGAAACUUAUUCAGAGGGACCCUCUUGCAGUCUGUGACUGGAGUUCCCUCGAUAUCGAAAGCGAGGGUAUCCCCAACCGUAUAACGCUACCGCAUGGUUGGAAUGAACUGGGGAGGUACGCGUGUAGUGCGAAGCAGCGAUGGUGUUAUCUCGGCGGUCAACAGCCUAGUGAACCUCUAGUCUUCACACAAUUCGAUAGCUCCAAAAUGGAGGAAGGUGGUACCACCGUGCCUCACAGUGCGUUUGUUGACCCGACAUAUAAUGAUUUUGCUGCAAGGGAGAGUCUGGAAAUCAAGAUGUUUGCGUUUGUUUAG
Molecule: messenger RNA, 846 nt
Organism: Penicillium bovifimosum
Lineage: Eukaryota; Fungi; Ascomycota; Eurotiomycetes; Eurotiales; Aspergillaceae
Exons: 2
Coding region: 1-846 (281 amino acids)
Molecular function (GO): oxidoreductase activity
Source: RefSeq, a predicted model, not a curated record